AUGGGAAAGAACCAGUCUAAGCUCACCCCGGAACAACUGGCCGACUUGCAAAAGAGCACUUACUGUGCGUAUCCAGAUGAGCAGGUCGACGGGAAGAGUGCGAGUGGUCCAAGUCUGCUCGCAGCUGGUCUGCUGUCAGAGAUAUGAAAGUCGCUGGGCGUGAGACGAGCGCGGGAUCACGCUACGCACAGCUGGUCGGAUGCUCGGGGCAAUCAAAUGGCGAAGUGAUCCCUAAUCGAGGAAUACAAGCUCACGCUAUGCGCUUCAUUACCCUCCGCAGUCGACCGCAAAGAGCUUCAGCAAUGGUGCGUCCCUUGCAGAUGCUAAAUCGACUCAUGUCGAGCUAGGCCCCAACUCUGACCUGAUCUGAUCACUCGCACGUCAAUAGGUACAAGGGCUUCUUGAAGGAUUGCCCAUCUGGCGUGCUGGACAAGCAGGAGUUCAUCAAAGUGUACAAGUGCGUCGCGCAUUCAGUGAAAAGUGUAUUGGAGUCGAGGCCCACAAGCAGCGCAUUUUUGACGCAACGCAUGGAGGUGGAAGUGUCGCAUAGCGCAGGACACGAGGACACACAUCUGCUUACAUUGCGCCACAGCCUUCAUGAAGAUGGUGGAUGCAGCUGUUCGGGCGUCAUUGGGCCUUGCGCAGAGGGCCGCUGCGAGCCGGACGCUGCUCGAAUGUCCUGGCGGACGCUUGCUCGCUCUCGUCUUUCUCAAGCAGAGCUCGCUCGUUACUUACCCACUCUGCCACUGUAUCGCGCGCAGAUCAUUCUUUGCGUUCGGUGACCCCUCGACAUUCGCCGAAUUCGUCUUCAACGUCUUUGACGAGAAUGGAAACGGCACAAUCGACUUUAAAGAGUGUGAGCUCAAGUCUGGCAGCCUUUGUCUUUGCUCUCGGUGCCGCUUUAAUCAUCCGCUUUGCCUUGGCGCUCCAAAGUCAUCUGUGCACUGUCUGUCACUUCCCGAGGCAGGCUGGACGAGAAGCUGAGGUGGGCUUUCCAGUUGUAUGACAUCGAUGGUGAUGGCACAAUCACGUGAGCGCUCGAGCUUGCCAGCCAGCCUGGCAUACGAAGCAGCGGCUGAUUCCCCGGCUCUUCGUGCCGACCUCUUCUGCCUCAGCUACGAUGAAAUGCUGAGUGAGUAAGAGGUGGGCAGCAUCACUGAUUGUUUGCUUGUGCACAAGCUGCCAGCCUUCAUGGGCUGGUAGAGAACGACGACCUCUUUGCAGGCCUGCGCCUUUGCUCUGCAGCCGAUUGCGCGUCGCUCGGUCUCCUCAAAAGGAAGACCGAAAGCUCUUUGAGUUGCGCUGUACGAUGACUGAUCUCUCUCUCUCUUCACAUACGCAGCUAUUGUGAGGAGUAUCUACAAGAUGACCGGUCAGAUGGUCAAGCUGCCUGAGGAUGAGGACACGCCGGAGAAAGUGAGUCGGGGAACGACUUGAUGCGGGCUUUGCCGUACUAAGCUCGCCUCCAUCAAAUACUGCUCAACAGCGCGUCGACAAAAUCUUCCGUAUGAUGGACCGAGACAAGAAUGCGCAGUGUGAGUCGUUGCUGGAAGUCUGGGAGCGAAUGACAGGUCGACCCGCUUGCUCACUUGGCCUUCCUUGACAUAGUGACAUUUGAAGAAUUCAAAGAAGGCUCCAAAUCCGAUCCGACCAUCAUCCAAGCAUUGAGGUGAGCCGAGCCGGUACUUUCACUCUCAAAGGAGCUUUGACUGACCCUUCGAUGCCUUUUGUAGCUUGUAUGAUGGUCUGGUCUGA
Messenger RNA from Ceraceosorus bombacis, 1755 nucleotides. The record is from the annotation of a GenBank genome assembly. NCBI's taxonomy places the organism in Eukaryota, Fungi, Basidiomycota, Exobasidiomycetes, Ceraceosorales, Ceraceosoraceae.